GUCAAUGUAAUUAUCCCCCUUCAGCAAUAUUAGUUUUGGAUUGUCUCCAGAACAAACCACUGUUAUACAAUGACUUGCCUAAUUACACAAACUUGCCUAUAACCUAAAUAAGCCUUUAAAUGUCACUUUAAUACUAGUCUCUUGAAGAAUAUCUAAUCUAAUAUUAUGUGCUGUCAUCAUGGCAAAGAGAAAAGACAUCAGUUAUUAGAAAUGUGUUAUUGACACUAUUAUGUUUAGAAAAGUGUUAAAAAAAAUCUUUUACGUUAAACAGAAAUUGAGGGAAAAAUAUACAGGAGGGCUUUGACUUCAACUGUACUGUAUAUAUAGGUCAAAUUUACACAGCAUGAUGUGUUUACUGUAGGUUUGUCGCGGGUUACUGGGUGUCUGUGGGGUUAAGCUUGACCAAUGUGGGCCAGUCAGACGUUCGUAAGGAGUUUAUAAUAUUAUGUUCACCAUAUGGACUGUCUUACAGGUCUGCAGGAGUCCAGAAGAUCAUGGCGGAGGAGCACGCGACAGGUGCUACACCCCGAGGGAUGACAGUAGGAGCAGAGGGCGGGGCUGAUGUCACAAAGGGCGUGUGGCCAGCGCAACCACGCCCCUUAUCACAUGACCGGGUCACCUUAGUAGUCGACGGGACACAUUUCGUAGUGGAUCCUGCAGUGUUUACAACAUACCCGGAUACGGUGCUAGGAAGAAUGUUUGGUCGAGCGCGUCAGCACAGUUUUACGCGACCAAACACUAAAGGCGAAUAUGAAAUCGCUGAGGGAAUCGGUGCAAGUAUCUUCAGAGUCAUACUGGAUUUUUACAGAGUCGGCAUCCUGCACUGUCCAGAGGGCGUGUCUUUGGCGGAGCUGCGCGAAGCCUGCGAUUAUCUGUGUAUAAACUUCGACUACAACACCGUCAGAUGCAGAGACCUCAGCGCUCUCCUGCACGAGCUGUCCAAUGACGGCGCUCGGCGGCAGUUCGAGGUGUUUCUGGAGGAGCUGUUGCUGCCGGCGAUGGUUUCCAGCGCUCAGGAGGGAGAGCGAGAGUGUCACAUCGUGGUGCUCACAGACGAUGAUACUGUAGACUGGGACCACGACAACCCUCCGCCGAUGGGAGAGGAACACUCGCAAAUCAUCUACAGCACCAAACUCUACCGUUUCUUCAAGUUUAUUGAAAACAGAGACGUCGCGAAAACUCAUCUUAAGGAGCGAGGCCUGAAAAACAUACGCAUCGGUAUCGAAGGAUACCCCACCUGUAAGGAGAAGGUGAAGCGGCGUCCGGGCGGGAAGUCGGAGGUGAUUUACAGCUACGUGCAGCGUCCGUUCAUCCAGCUGUCCUGGGAGAAGGAGGAGGGCAAGAGCCGACACGUGGACUUCCAGUGUGUGCGCAGCCGCAGCGUCCCAAACCUCAUCACCGCCAUGGGGGAGGGUCCUACUCGAGCUGGAGCCACGCCCACUCCACAGGUCGACGAGUUAGAUCGGCUGAACGGCCCCGCCCCUCCUGGCCUCGACCAAUGAUUGAUGAUUAAACUGAUAGAGAUGGAACACUGGACAAUACUCAAUGCUAUUAAAUUAUGUUGUGUGUUUUUA
Messenger RNA from Danio aesculapii, 1574 nucleotides. RefSeq names its product BTB/POZ domain-containing protein KCTD20-like. The record is from RefSeq and is a predicted model, not a curated record. NCBI's taxonomy places the organism in Eukaryota, Metazoa, Chordata, Actinopteri, Cypriniformes, Danionidae. The transcript has 7 exons. The coding region runs from base 495 to 1502 and encodes 335 amino acids. Gene Ontology annotation, cellular component: cytoplasm. Gene Ontology annotation, molecular function: protein binding. Gene Ontology annotation, biological process: positive regulation of phosphorylation.